This is a messenger RNA of Talaromyces amestolkiae, 6330 nucleotides long. RefSeq lists its product as uncharacterized. Gene Ontology annotation, molecular function: protein binding. Gene Ontology annotation, cellular component: cytoplasm. Lineage: Eukaryota; Fungi; Ascomycota; Eurotiomycetes; Eurotiales; Trichocomaceae. The transcript has 5 exons. Bases 1 to 6330 code for a protein of 2109 amino acids. The record is from RefSeq and is a predicted model, not a curated record.
AUGGCUUUGGCUAUGAAGCUUUCGGAUGUUGUCGCGAAGCAUGAUAGCCAUGGCAACGCUAAAAGCCCGGGAGCUGAACUCAAGAAAAUCAAGCCUCUCGCUACGCUUAAUGAACAACGUCUGCAAUAUGACACAUUUGAUAUUCAGCACCCAGUCACAAACUCUGAACAGUUGUGGAAAAGAGCCUUUGAGAAUCUGAAUGCCACAGAUAAGGAUUCAUUAGUUCAAGAUUCUUCUAGCCAAGACACGCCAUCAUUGGAGGAGAUCAUACAGUAUGUCAAAUUACAGCAAACUAAGUGUAUGGAAAAAAGGUGGAAGAUCGAAAUCAAAGGCAAGACAGUUUAUCUACGCGAUUUAUGUGACAAAAUCAUACUGUGGGUGAACAAGUUCAAAGAAAUCGGAGAUAUCGUAAUGCAAUACGAUCCCGGACAUGCAGCGCUACCAUGGGCUGCUUUCCGUCUUCUUCUGCAAGUGACUGUGAAUGACAACCAAAUGUUUAGCAGUAUGGCCGAAGGUUUAGAACGAGUGGCCAGGUUGCUUGCGGUCUACAGUGAUACGCAAUACGUUCUCCAAGGAUAUUCGACGUCAGCAAAACUGGUCGACGCGCUUAUUCGACUCUAUGGCACAAUUCUGACAUACUUUGCCAAUGCUAUCCGUUACUAUGGCAGUGGAGCACUAACUGACUUGUGGCAACUUGAAGAGCGACUUGUCAAAAGCGCGUCUGUAAGUGGCAUAGAGCCAUAUCUCCAAAGGAUGGACGAUGCAGAGCGGCAUGUCCGCAGCUUGAUGGACAACUUGAAUCUUGAGUACCAGGUGGAUAGUCGGAAGAAUAUGAACUUCGUUCUGCAGUACCACCAUGAGACAUUUCGAGAAUUGAAGUUGACAUCAAACAGGAUCAGUCGGGAUAGCCUUCGCCGAUGGCUACAUUGCGUAUCUACAGAGGACCGGUACGAACAAGUCCUGCGUUCCACUCUCGAGAAAACCUGCACCUGGUUCCCAGACCGGAACGAAUUUCACAAUUGGGUUACUUCUGACCCUGACAACGGAAGAAAGGUUCUGUGGAUUCACGGUGGACCAGGCCAUGGGAAGACAUACCUGUGUGCCAGUCUCAUUCGACAUAUUACGUCUAAAAAAGAAGAAUAUGGCUUGGGCGAGAUUGCCUCCUUCUUCUGCUCUUCCGACUUUGAGAGUCAUCGAAAACCAGAGAUGAUUCUCCGUUCAUGGAUUGCCCACAUUAUCACAGUCAACAAUGAUGCCUUUGACAUUGCAGCCGAUGUUUGGAAUGGUAACGACAUCCGACCGGCUACAACAGAUGAAAUAUGGAAGGUUUUCCGUCUCAUAAUUCGAGAAAUCCGUCAUUGUAUUUUUGUAGUAGAUGGUCUGGACGAAUGGAUUGGCGCAGAUCCUGACGAAGAGUAUGAAAUCGUUGAGUUUUUUGAACGGCUAUGGGACGAAUCAAUGGAUUGCGAAUGCCGGUUUCUUUUAUGCAGCAGAGAUGAUCCAACGAUACGUUUAUGCACGAAAUUGCCCUCCAUCAGGUCUUCUGAGCUGAUUCAUUAUGCCAUUUUAUCGACAGACACGGACACAGAUAUCGCCAAAUUUGCAAAAAAUACAGUCACCAAGAAACUUGGUUCCUAUAACGAUCAGAAAUUUCUGGAUGAGAUCUCCGAAGAGGCAACCAAAAGAGCCAAUGGAAUGUUUCUCUGGAUACGUCUCCUGGAGCAGCGACUUCACCGGGGGGAGAAUAAGAAGCAGCUACGGAACGCUGUUUCAGCACCACCUAAAAUGGAGAAGGUCCUGGAAAGAGAGCUACAGCGCAUUAUGCAGCUGGAAGACACCGAGAAAUCCAGAGCUAUCGCAAUUCUGAGAUGGAUUCUGUUUGCAGUCCGACCUUUAACAGUACGAGAGCUUACCGAGGCCAUGAUUACGGAUGAGGCUUCUUCUUUUGACUAUCCAUACGAUGAUUUACCGGAGGCAUGGGAUGAUGAUCAUAUAGACCGCCAAAUCCGAAGAUUUUGUCCAUCACUAGUCGAAAUCCGCGGUGACUCAACCGAUAUACAAAGUCACACGGUUCACAUUGUUCAUUCUCUGGUGAGGGAAUUUUUAAUGAAAGAUGUGCGUAAGAAUCCAAUUUGGGAUAUUUCUUUCAAAGAUGAAGAGAGGCAGCAUACCUACCUGGCAAAGACCUGUCUUCAAUAUGUUCGCUUCGAUGAUAUAACAGAGGGAUAUCAAUCAAGUGCCACCCACCAAGAAAAUCUAUUGCAGAAAUUUCAGUUCCUCUCAUACGCAGCGGAAAUGUGGGCAGUGCAUCGAACUACAAGCAAUGAAUACGCCUCUGAAGCAGAGUCGCUAUUGCAAGAGACAUUCGAUCCUGCAUCAGGUCGAUGGUUGGUAUGCCACGAGAUAUUUGAGAAAAAAGUCGAGAAAUUUGAUGUGUACGAAAAGCAAAGCCUGAACAUGCCUCCCAAUGCACUCUAUUAUGCGGCGCUAAUGGGUCUGUGCGAUGUCAUUUCCUGGUUGGCCUCGAUUGGAUGUGAUGUAAAUUCCGUCGGUGGGCGAUACGGAAGUGCAAUACAAGCAGCUGUUGUGAAAGGUAGAAAGGAGGCAGUGGAGAUACUGUUAAGACAUGGAGCAAACGUUGAUCAGAUCGGUGGAGAAUAUCACAGUCCCUUGCUUGCUGCAGCAAGAAAAUGCUCGGAUAAGACGACGGAAAUGAUAUUGGAUAUACUGAUCGAUGAAAAAGCCGACUUUGAAUGCGCCGAUAAGGAUGGCAAAACUGCAAUGCAUUACGCAGCAACGAACGGAUCACAGAGAGCAGUGCAGAAACUGAUCAGUAAUGGUGCAUAUGUGGAUUGCGAAGACAAUGAAGGAUCAACGCCGUUACAUCUAGCCUGUAAAAAUGGGCAUUCAGCUGUUGCUCGACUACUGCUUGAGAAAGGAGCAGAUGUCAAUGCUCGAAGUGAAGAAGGCCGCACCCCAUUGCAUCUAGCCUCUGGAAAUGGACACCAUGAUACCGUUGAUAUAUUGCUCAAAAGAAAAGCUGAAGUCAGUGCUCUGGAUAGCAGUGGCUCGACGCCACUACAUUUGGCAUCUCAGAAUGGGCAUCAUAUCAUUGUUGAGAUUUUAUUAAGGCAUCAAGCUGAGUUAAAUAUGUUGGAUAAUGACGGAUGGACAGCGCUCCACGCAGCCUCUGGCAAAGGGCAUCAAACUAUCGUGCAGUUAUUACUCAAGAGAGGAGCUGAGGUCAAUAUAGCAGAUAAUCAAUGUCAGACAGCUCUGCUUAUAGCAGGUUCUCAUGGACACACGGAUAUUGUGCGGUCUCUGCUUGAAAAAAAUGCAGAUGUGAAGGCACGCCAUCGCGAUGGGUUCAGCACUCUACAUAUAGCCUGUCAAGAAGGAUUUCAGCCUAUUGUAGAGCUGCUUCUCAGUUCUGGCGCUGAUGCCGAUGAAAUUGACAAUGAUGGAUACUCAGCUCUAAUGGUGGCCGCUCAGAAUGGACACCAGUCUAUUUUAGAGCUGCUUCUGAGAGAAGGAGCAAAUGUUAAAACUCAAUCGAGCAGCGGAUGGUCUGCUAUACAUGCAGCUUCUCAAAGUGGACACCAUCAAAUCGUGCAGCUUCUUUUGAAGGAAGGAGCUGAUGUCAAUAUAGCAGGUAAUGAGGGACACACUGCUCUGAUUCAAGCAACCCAUGGGGGGCAUAGUGAUACUGUGCAAUUUCUUAUUCGACAUGACGCGGACGCAACUGCUCAAACCAUUCAUGGAUACACUGCUCUUCAUUCAGCCGCUCAAAAUGGAAACCAGACUAUUGUGCAGCUACUUUUAGAUAAAAAUGCUACCGCCAAAGCCCAGACUGAUGACGGAUGCACUCCUCUUCAUUUGGCUGCUCAAAAUGGACACCAGACUAUCGUGCAGCAACUUCUCGAUAACGCUGCUAAUGUCAAAGCUGAAACAGAUGAUGGGUGGAUUCCCCUUCAUUUAGCUUCACAAAAUGGCCACUUGAAUAUUGUGAAGUCACUUCUUGAGGCAGGAGCAGACGUUGACUCUGAAACCAAGGCUAGAUGUACACCUCUUCACUUAGCUUCACAAAAUGGUCACCAACCUAUUGUGGAGCUCCUUCUUGAGCUAGGAGCAGACGUUGAAGCUCGAACUGAUUCUGGAUGGACUGCUCUUCAUUUAACCUCACAAAAUGGUCACCAAAAAGCUGCGCAGCUACUUCUUGACAGAAAAGCUAACGUGGGAGCUCUGACCAAUAGUGGAGGGACUGCCCUUCAUUUGGCCGCUCAAAAUGGACACGAGAAGGUUCUACAGCUACUUUUUGAAAGAGGUGCUGACGCCAAUAUUCAAAUGAAAAGCGGCACUGCUCUUAACCUAGCCUCGCAAAACGGCCACUUGAGUAUUGUGGAGCUACUCCUCAAGGAAGGUGCAGAUGCAAAUGCUCAAGUUCCAAGAAGUGGAUAUAGUGCUCUUCAUCUAGCCUCUCAAAAUGGACACAAGGCUAUUGUGCAGCUUCUGCUGGAACGCCAUGUAGACGUCAAUUCUCAGACUUACGAGAAAGGUCGGACUGCUCUUCAUCUGGCCUGUGCGAAUAGCCAUGAGGACAUUGUUCAGCUUCUGCUUGAGCAUCAUGCAGACCCGAAUCCUCAUCCUCGGCAGAGCUGGACUCCUAUAUUUGCAGCGGUCCAGAAUGGGCUUUAUAAUAUCACUAAGCUGUUGCUCGCAAAUAACGCUAAUGUUAAUGUCCACGAUGAUCUUGGCUUUAGCCCAUUACUUGUAGCAUGCUCAACGGGAUAUUACAGCGUUGUCAAGUUAUUACUUGAGAAUCAUGCUGACGUUCAUGCCUCCGAACUACAGAGAUGGACCUCAUUACAUUUAGCAGCUCAAAAUGGGCAUUAUGAAAUCGUGAAACUGUUGAUUGAAGCUCAUAUUGAUGUCAGAGCUCAAACUAUUGAUGGAAGGACCGCCGUUUUCAUCGCAUCUUUCAAGGGGUAUCACAGCAUUGUUAAGCUAUUGAUUGACAAUAACAUUGAUGUCAACAUUUCGAAUGAGAAUGGGUGGACCCCAUUGCAAGUGGCAUGUCAGGACGGUCACUACAGUAUCGUUAAGCUAUUGCUCGAAAACGGCGCAAGUGUCAAUGCCCCAAACGAGAAUGGCUGGACUGCGUUACAUGCGGCGUCUCUGCAUGGCCAUUACGGUAUUGUCAAACUAUUACUUGAAAAUGGUGGGAACAUCAAAGCCGCAUAUCAGAAUGGUUGGAGCCCAUUACAUGCGGCAUCUCUGCAUGGCCAUUACGGCAUUGUGAAGCUAUUACUUAGGAAUGGUGCGGAUAUCAAAUGUCCGACGGAGGAUGACUGGACCCCAUUACAUGUGGCAUCCCAGAAUGGCCAUUACGGCAUUGUUAAGAUAUAUGUGGAACACAAUGCGGACGUCAACGCCGCAGAUGAUGAUGGCGAUACUCCAUUGCACGUUGCCGCUCGAAAUGGACGUGUCGCUGCGGCCCAAUUGCUUCUUCAAGCGCAAGCAAACCCCAGAGCUCUGGAAAAAAAUUCACGGUCUCCUUUGACCUAUGCAAUAUAUUGGGGUCAUCUGCAUGUUGCCAUAGCUCUCCUGGAUCACGGGGUAUCCAGUGGCGUAGGGAGUUUUGAUAAUCGUUCGUGGUCAGCAGGAAUCUGCAAAGGCGAUAGUUCCGUUGUUUCCCACUACCUACAGCAAGGAUAUGACCCUAACACUGAAGUUUGUCCUGGAGUAUCAGCUUUACUUGCUGCAUCUUGCCUAGGGCAUGGUCAUAUUGUCAAGCUCCUACUCGACAAGGACGCAGUAUUCGACAAUCAGAAUAGUCAUGGGUGGGCACCAUUGUGGGGAGCAGCAUUCAAUUGUAAAACGGAUAUUGUGCAUACUCUACUACAGCAUCAUGUCCCAGUUGAUGCAACAUACGUGAAGCAAAGAUCUGCUCUGCAUGCAGCGGCCUUUCAUGGGCAUGAUAGUGUUGCCAGGCUGUUGCUUCAGAACGGUGCAUCUGUAGACAUCGAAGACAGCCAGUACUCCACUCCACUUCAUGAGGCAUGUCGCGAGGGCAAGGAAGAAGUCGCAAAAACUCUUCUCGAUUACAAGGCUUCCAUAAAUAUGUGUGAUGUUCAUUUGCACACGCCAUUGCAUCUCGCAGCUCGGAAGGGUCAUGAGAGUAUCGUCAAAUUCCUUGUUGAGAAAGGUGCCGAUCUCGACAGCAAAGAUGAGAAUGGACAAACUCCUCAACUCCUGGCUGAGAAGGAUGGACAGACGUCAGUUGCUGAACUCCUGAAGAAUCUAAAAGACGAAGACGAGGAUGACGAAUGA